Messenger RNA from Rhodofomes roseus, 1895 nucleotides. RefSeq names its product MFS general substrate transporter. Gene Ontology annotation, cellular component: membrane. The transcript has 9 exons. NCBI's taxonomy places the organism in Eukaryota, Fungi, Basidiomycota, Agaricomycetes, Polyporales, Fomitopsidaceae. Gene Ontology annotation, biological process: transmembrane transport. Gene Ontology annotation, molecular function: transmembrane transporter activity. The record is from RefSeq and is a predicted model, not a curated record. Bases 181 to 1722 code for a protein of 513 amino acids.
CGGGGAUGCAUUCAGCCCUCCCCUCCCCCAUGGGCCGCCCUUUCCCCCGCAUGGCCUGGGGACCUCCGUGCUUGGCUUCUCGUCUUACUGGCUCGUCCCUGCUCCGCCCCGCUUUCCGGUGAGCGUUCAUCCGGGGCAGACGCCUUCCAGCACGAUAAAAUCCGGCGGCCUGCCAGCGCGAUGUUAGCCAGCACCUCUCUGCUCUCCUCCUCAUCAACGACACGGACAUCCGACGACCGUAACGCGCCCACCAUGUCCACCUCGGAGGUCAAAAAGGCUGUAUCGGAGUUUGAGGACAUCGAGCACCAGCAGCCGGAGCUCGUCGGGAACGCCGGGGACGAGGAGUUCGGCGGCACGGAGGAACGCAAGAAGCUCGAGAAGAAGCUGCUCCGGAAGCUCGACCUGCGGUUGUCCAUCCUCAUUUUCAUUUACAUCCUCAACUAUAUUGACAGGAACAACGCGUCCGCUGCGAGAUUGCGUGGAUUCGAGGAUGACCUGCACCUGAAGGGACAGCAGUUCAACACGCUCCUGAGCAUUCUCUAUGUCGGGUACAUUCUCAUGCAGGUCCCUUCAAACAUGCUGCUCAACUACAUGGGCCGACCCUCCAUCUACCUGCCCUGCUGCAUGAUGGUCUGGGGCAUGAUAUCCUGCCUCACAGGAAUCACUACGAACUUCGUCGGUGCACUGAUGACAAGGUUCUUCCUCGGCUUCGUCGAGGCCGCGUUCUUCCCGGGAGCCCUCUUCCUCUUGUCCAAGUGGUACAAGCGCUCCGAGCUCGGCGUGCGUACCGCCGUGCUAUCGUGCGGCAGCCUCAUCAGCAAUGCAUUUGGAUCUCUGGUCGCCUCGGGCAUUCUAGACGGCAUGGAGGGCAAGCUCGGACAUGCGGCGUGGAGAUGGCUCUUCUUCAUCGAGGGCGCACUCACCAUCUUCGUCGCCGCCUGCGCGAUCUUCGUGCUGCCCGACUUCCCCUCGACGUCGCACGGGUGGCUCUCCCCGCUCGAGGUGCGCCUCGCGGAGCAGCGCAUGGUCGAAGACGUCGGCAUCUCGGACGAGAACGCGGACGCCGCGCAGACGAGCCAGGUCGCCGGGCUGCGCAUGGCGAUCACGGACUGGAAGGUGUGGUGCCUCGCGCUCGCGCUCACGAGCAUGGUCGUCUCGCUGUCGUUCAACGCGUUCUUCCCGACGCUGAGCGCGACGAUGGGCUAUUCGAGGACGGACACCCUCCUCCUGUGUGCGCCGCCGUGGGGGUUCGCGACCUUGGUUGCGUUUGCGGUGACGAGGCAUUCCGACAAGGCUGGAGAGCGGUUCUGGCACAUUGCCAUCCCGCUGGUGUUCGGUAUCGUAGGGUUCGUGAUCGCAGCGAGCACGAUGAACACCGCCGCCCGCUACGUUUCCCUGUUCCUGAUGGCCCAGUCGUACGCCGCGUUCAUCACCUUCCUCGCCUGGGUGAGCAACUCCAUCCCGCGACCACCCGCCAAGCGCGCCGUCGCACUCGCCUUCAUCAAUGCCUUCUCGCAGCUCGGGAACGUCGCCGGCUCAUACGUAUGGCCGACAGGCUGGGGCCCGUCCUACCGCUACUCGUACGCGAUUUGCAUCGCGACGAACGGGUUCUGCAUAGUGAUGUGCUACGUGUUCAAGCUGCAUCUGCAGCGGAUAAACAAGAGGUUUGAGAAGAAGGAACAGGAGGAGGGUCUGCCGAAAGGAUACCGUUACCUGCUAUGACCCUCUUCGGGCCUGACCCGGAGUCAGCACGAUGCGCGCAAGUUACGCGCGUUCUGUCCUACGCUGACAAAAAGUUGUACUACCAACGAUGUACUAGUAUUUAAUGAUAACUUACCAGUCUCCCAGGGAGCUGCCUAUGGCGCAGCCGCGUGCCGCGAGUUGAGAAUUUUGAU